This is a messenger RNA of Ogataea philodendri, 939 nucleotides long. RefSeq lists its product as uncharacterized. Gene Ontology annotation, cellular component: cytosol. The transcript has a single exon. The record is from RefSeq and is a predicted model, not a curated record. NCBI's taxonomy places the organism in Eukaryota, Fungi, Ascomycota, Pichiomycetes, Pichiales, Pichiaceae. Bases 1 to 939 code for a protein of 312 amino acids. Gene Ontology annotation, biological process: iron-sulfur cluster assembly. Gene Ontology annotation, molecular function: 4 iron, 4 sulfur cluster binding; ATP binding; ATP-dependent FeS chaperone activity.
AUGAAUACCCAGUUGCCCACGCCGGAGCCAGAACAUUGUCCCGGGCCAGAGAGCGAGAACGCAGGAAAGUCGGACGCCUGUGCCGGCUGCGCAAACAAAGAGAUUUGUGAGUCUCUCCCCAAGGGGCCUGACCCUGAUUUGCCCUUGAUAAACAAACGGCUUGCCAAUAUUCGCCAUAAAUUGCUGGUUCUUUCGGGAAAGGGCGGCGUGGGAAAGUCCACGUUCACGUCGAUGCUCUCGUGGGCGCUUGCCGCGGACCCAAACCUUGAAAUAGGAGCCAUGGACCUGGACAUUUGCGGUCCGUCGCUGCCCAAGAUGCUCGGUUGCGAGAACGAGACCGUUCAUUCUUCGAAUUCCGGCUGGUCGCCCGUUUACGUGGGUGACAACCUUGGCAUGAUGUCCAUCCAGUUCAUGUUGCCGAACGAGGAUUCCGCGAUUAUCUGGAGAGGAUCGAAAAAGAACGGUUUGAUCAAACAGUUCCUCAAAGACGUUGAUUGGGGCGACCUGGACUACCUGGUCAUCGACACCCCGCCAGGAACCUCCGACGAGCAUCUGUCGGUGACCACGUACAUGAAGGAGUUGGGAAUUGACGGAGCCUUGAUCGUCACUACUCCGCAAGAGGUUGCAUUGCUGGACGUCAGAAAAGAGAUCGAUUUCUGCAGAAAGGCAGGCGUCAAGAUCCUCGGUCUGGUGGAAAACAUGUCGGGCUUUGUGUGUCCGAGCUGCGGCGGCGAGUCCAAGAUCUUCAAGCCAACAACAGGCGGAGGAGAAAAACUCGCCAAGGAAAUGGGUAUCAACUAUCUGGGAAGCGUGCCUCUGGACCCGCGCAUCGGCAAGAGCUGCGACUCGGGCGAAAGCUUCCUCGACCUCUAUCCGGACUCGCCAGCCACCGAAGCUAUUCUCGAUGUCGUCGACGCGCUAAGGGACGAAAUUGAAUAA